Molecule: messenger RNA, 1426 nt
Organism: Bufo gargarizans (Asiatic toad)
Lineage: Eukaryota; Metazoa; Chordata; Amphibia; Anura; Bufonidae
Gene: TMEM74
Product: transmembrane protein 74
Exons: 2
Coding region: 158-967 (269 amino acids)
Source: RefSeq, a predicted model, not a curated record
AAGAGCAGGCAGGCAGCCUGGGCUACAAGUGCGGGCGCUGACAGCUCCGGUGCAUGCUGCGGGCUGGGAUGGGGAGCAUCUCGGGGAACCAAAGCAAUUGAUCUUCAAAAAUCAUGGAUAAAGACGUCUAUGAUCUGUAAAGAAGCCUACAGCUUGGAUGGAGCUCCUUCACAUCAACGGUCAACCACAAAGGCUUGAUGAGUGCAACAAUGUGGACUGGGGUUAUAAUGUCAAAGACCCAAAAGCCUAUUGCUAUGAAAACCACUGUGUGACCUCAGCCUUGUCACCAGAUCAAUAUGAGUCCAUAUCAUUGGCAACAUCCGAUGAAGUGUCAUAUCCCAAACUAUCCCAAGAAGAUCAUGGCAAAGAAAGAAGGAAGGUGUGUUGCGUCGAAGAAGUGGAAACAUCUUUCACUUAUGUUGAUGAGAACGUGAACAUAGAACACGUGACUCAUCAACCAUUAAAGAAUGGCUGCAGCCAUCAACAUGUCAACUCUGAUAGAGAAAUCCAACAAGAUAGUAUUCAAGAAGUGUCUAUUAUGUCUGACGAUGAAGCCACCUCAGAAGCAUCUGGGAAGUCUGUAGACUAUGGCUUCAUCAGUGCAGUGACAUUCCUCAUCACUGGGAUUCUUCUCGUUAUAAUUUCAUACUUAUUCCCCAGAGACUCUAGAUCGGAUCCAAGUUCCAUCACAGCGAGAGAAAUGGAAAAAAUUGAGAAGAAGAACGCGAUUAUCGGAGCUCAUUUGGAUAGGUGUGUGAUUGCCGGGCUGUGCCUUUUAACUCUGGGUGGUGUUGUCUUGUCAGUAUUGUUAAUGAUAUCCAUGUGGAAGGGUGAACUCUACAGGAGAAAGGCGUUUGCUUCUAAAGACUCUGCUAAACUGUAUGGAUCCAUUAAUUUCAACCAUUCAAAGUCUGGUGGAACUGAAAACACCUUGGUGCAAGAAGAAACCAUUGACGUUGUGAAUUAAUGUUUCCUUCCAGACAUGGCAAAUGAUUUUCAUUGUCUGUCGGCUAAACUAUUUUAUGCUGUAAAUCUCAUUAUUUUUCUUUUUCUUUUCUUUGCUUCUUUGGAAGUUAAAAAAGCACUAGUCGUGUCAUAAACUGUUCUGUAAAAUAAAGCCGUUAUAAGGAUUACGUGUAUUAGUCUAUAUCGGGGCUAUUAAAACUGACAUGAGCAUGGACUUCUAUACAAAGUUUAAAAGCUGCAUUAAACAGGACCUGCACCCACUCCUGACAUGUCUGUUUUAAUACCUACUUGCAUUCCCCAUGUAGUAACAAUUUUGGAUAAUGUUUUCAUAUAACUUUGUUGUGCCAAUCAAGCCUCAUUCACACGUUUCACAUACAGUAUGUGAGCUGUACGUGUUCUCCACAGACAGCACACGUCCCCAUUUAUUUAAAUGUGUGCAUUCAGACAUCAGUGUUAUACC